AUGGAGUGCCCUCACCUCGGCUCCAGCGUCUGCGUCGCGCCCGACUCGGCCCAGUUCCCUCAGGGCUCGCCGUCCUCGUGGUGCUGCAGCGUGUGCCGGUCUAACAAAAGCCCUUGGGUCUGUCUGACCUGCUCGAGUGUCCACUGUGGAAGGUAUGUAAAUGGCCAUGCAAAGAAACAUUAUGAAGAUGCCCAGAUUCCUUUAGCCGACCAUAAGAGAACAGAGAAGCACGAGAAAGUUCAACAUACGGUGUGCAUGGAUUGCAGCAGUUACAGUACUUACUGUUAUCGCUGCGAUGACUUUGUUGUCAACGAUACCAAGCUGGGCCUGGUACAGAAAGUCCGAGAGCACCUGCAGAAUUUGGAAAAUUCAGCUUUCACAGCAGACCGCCAUAGGAAAAGGAAACUUCUGGAAAACUCCUCUCUGAAGAGCAAGUUACUGAAAAUAAACGGGAACACCACGGCCCUGUGCGCCACAGGCCUUCGGAAUCUGGGGAAUACUUGUUUUAUGAAUGCAAUCCUUCAGUCUCUCAGCAACAUUCAGCAGUUCUGCUGUUACUUCAAAGAGUUGCCCGCUGUGGAGCUUCGGAACGGAAAGACGGCGGGCCGGCGGACUUACCACACCCGGAGUCAAGGAGACAACAGCGUUUCUUUGGUGGAAGAGUUUCGUAAGACACUCUGCGCUCUGUGGCAAGGGAGUCAGACCGCGUUCAGCCCAGAAUCGUUGUUCUACGUUGUUUGGAAAAUCAUGCCAAAUUUUAGGGGGUACCAGCAGCAAGAUGCCCAUGAAUUCAUGCGCUACCUCUUGGACCACCUGCACUUAGAGCUUCAAGGAGGAUUCAACGGCAUUUCGCGCUCCGUCAUCUUGCAAGAGAAUUCCAGCCUUUCUGCUGGCAGCAGAUGCUGCAUAAACGGAGCUUCCACAGUGGUCACGGCCAUCUUUGGAGGCAUCCUUCAGAACGAGGUCAACUGCUUGAUCUGUGGGACGGAGUCCAGAAAGUUCGACCCAUUCCUAGACCUUUCUUUAGAUAUUCCAAGUCAGUUCAGAAAUAAACGUAACAAGAACCAAGAUAACGGACCAAGCUGCACGUUACGGGAUUGUCUUCGCAGUUUUACAGACCUAGAAGAACUUGAUGAGACAGAGCUGUACAUGUGCCACAAAUGUAAAAAGAAGCAGAAGUCCACCAAGAAAUUCUGGAUCCAGAAACUACCAAGGGUGCUGUGCUUGCAUUUGAAGCGCUUUCAUUGGACGGCAUAUCUGAGAAACAAAGUGGACACCUACGUUGAGUUUCCCCUUAGAGGCCUAGACAUGAAAUGUUACUUGCUGGAGCCGGAAAACAGCGGCCCCGAAAACUGCCUGUAUGACCUCGCAGCAGUAGUGGUGCACCACGGCUCCGGCGUUGGCUCCGGCCACUACACAGCCUACGCAACGCACGAAGGGCGGUGGUUCCAUUUCAACGACAGCACCGUGACGCUGACCGACGAGGAGACGGUGGGGAAGGCCAAAGCCUACAUUCUCUUCUACGUGGACCGGCAGGCCAAAUCGGGAGCCGACAAACUUUAAUACCUCGGCCCUCCUCUCGCAUAUCAUGUCCAGCGGACAAAACAUUUCCAGUUCUCCACAAAUACUUGAUCCAAGACUCUUGAUUUCAUUGUGCACUUUUCAAACUUUUCUUGGGUUCUACUUUUACUUCGUAAAUAGUAGCGUUUGAUUUGUUAAACAUGGACGCAGGCUGAUUUUUUUUUUUGU
Euleptes europaea (tarantolino) is the source of this 1749-nucleotide messenger RNA. It is a transcript of the gene USP3, whose product is annotated as ubiquitin specific peptidase 3. The record is from RefSeq and is a predicted model, not a curated record. Gene Ontology annotation, cellular component: cytoplasm. The coding region runs from base 1 to 1563 and encodes 520 amino acids. Gene Ontology annotation, molecular function: zinc ion binding; cysteine-type deubiquitinase activity. Lineage: Eukaryota; Metazoa; Chordata; Lepidosauria; Squamata; Sphaerodactylidae. The transcript is spliced from 15 exons. Gene Ontology annotation, biological process: protein deubiquitination.